CGAUUAUUUCUCCAUCAUUGUGGAGUCCCAGCAGAGCCUCUAGACCGAUACGAACCUGGAGGCUAUCAUCCAGUGCGUCUGCAGGAUGUCUUUGCAGGAGGAAGAUACAAAGUCAUUCAUAAGCUGGGUCAUGGAAGCUUCUCGACUACCUGGAUCGCACGAGAUCNNUCAUGUAAGCUCAGUACGAUACAGGAAUGCUUCAGAACCUUGACCCCCUAUAGACUCAGCAGAAAUGUGGCUCUCAAGAUCACAGUGGCAGAAGCUUCAUCCUCAAGCAAUCGUGAGCGUCGAGUUCUCCAAGCCCUAUCGGAAUCGAACUUCACAUUGCGGUCAGAGCGAAAGCAUAUUGUGCAGUUUCUGGAUAGCUUCCAACAUGACGGGCCCAACGGCGUUCAUGAUUGCCUGGUCUUCGAACUACUUGGUCCCAGUAUCGCUAGCGUAGUGGAACAACGACGUGCCGGCAACAGGCUACCAGGACAUGUUGCAAAGAAGGCUUGCAAACAAUUGGGUCUCGCGCUCGCAGUCUUACACAGGCAGGAGAUUGCUCAUGGAGGAGACCUUGCGUUCUGCGUGCCAGGACUCGACUCAAUUCCGGAAAACAAGCUAUUCGAGACUUACGGUUUGCCCAAAACAGGCCCGGUAACUCGCGCUAAUGGUGGCUCGCUAGGGUCUGGAGUUCCAGACUAUCUAGUAUGGUCUGCUUCCUUCCCUGCCAGCAAACUAAAUCUUGAAGAGCUCUCUGUGAAGCUCAUCGACUUUGGUGAAUCAUUUUUCUCUUACGAAAAGCCCAAGGGAUUGCACACUCCGUUGGCACUCAGAGCACCCGAAACUUUGUUUGACGAGGAGUUCGACUUUCGAGUUGAUUGCUGGGGUUUUGCCUGCGCGGUAGCUCUUACUCAUGUCUCCCUCAUUGGUACCUUGCUAAGAUGGAUGUUAGNNAUUUUCGAACUAAUCGUCGGGUAUCCGCCGUUCACCGGCAUCAUGGCAAAGAAGGAAGAUAUCUUACAGCAGAUAGUGGAUAUGAUAGGAGAACCGCCAGAAGAAUGGCAGCCUAAGUGGAAGGCGAUGCCAAAAUGGGGUCAGUACAUUCUACAUCAUCCGAAGNCUACCGAGCAACACCUAACUCCGACAGAUCAAGUCUACGAUAACGAUCCAGUCUAUAAUUUGGAGCAGUGGCUUGAUCUGACUUAUUUCGACGACGGCAAACGUAUCGAUCUUACUCGAGAGGACAUCGAACAAGUUGGAAAACUAAUUAGAGGAUUGUUGCAGUGGCACCCCUCUGCUCGUUCAUCAGUAACUGAAGUUCUGUCAAACGAAUGGUUCCAGGAUUGC
Molecule: messenger RNA, 1332 nt
Organism: Aureobasidium musti
Lineage: Eukaryota; Fungi; Ascomycota; Dothideomycetes; Dothideales; Saccotheciaceae
Source: the annotation of a GenBank genome assembly